AUGGCUUCUCAGAGCAAGGGUUUUGUCAUCAAUUUCGCCAAGAAAUGUGUAGUCGUAACGGGAGGAAAUAGAGGCAUUGGUUAUGCAUUCACUAGAGCCGUCGCACAGGCAGGUGCAAACGUGGCUAUUAUCUACAGGAGCUCGAAAGACGCGGAAGCUGUAGCCGAAAAGGUUGCCAAUGAGUUCAGCGUCAACGUCAAGGCGUACAAGUGUGAUGUCUCAGACACUGAUCUCGUGAACAAGACCUUCCAGAAGAUUGACGACGAAAUUGGUCCAAUUACCGGUCUGAUUGCUAACGCUGGGGUUUCUGUUGUAAAACCUGCCUUUGAGCUAUCGCACGAGGACUUCAGCCGCGUAUACGAUGUAAACGUGUUUGGAGUCUUCAAUACGGCUCGUGCCGCUGCGAAGUUGUGGGUGGACAGGAAGCAUGACGGCGGAUCCAUCGUGAUCACGUCUUCGAUGAGCUCGCGUAUCAUUAACCAAUCCGAACAGAACACUCCUCUCACUCAGGUGUUUUAUAAUUCUUCGAAGGCUGCCGUCAGCAAUCUCACGAAGGGCCUCGCGUCGGAAUGGUCUCCCUAUGGAAUUCGAGUGAAUGCACUCUCCCCAGGAUACGUGAACACCGAUCAAACGUCUCAUAUGGACAAGAACAUUCGUGACCAUCAAGCAAGUGGUAUACCACUUCGUCGCUUCGCCGAGCCUCACGAGAUGACCGGCCAAGCCUUGCUGCUUCUCUCCGAGCACGCGACGUACAUGACGGGCGGGGAAUACUUUGUAGAUGGUGGCCAAUUAAUCUGGUAG
Molecule: messenger RNA, 801 nt
Organism: Pleurotus ostreatus (oyster mushroom)
Lineage: Eukaryota; Fungi; Basidiomycota; Agaricomycetes; Agaricales; Pleurotaceae
Exons: 10
Coding region: 1-801 (266 amino acids)
Cellular component (GO): intracellular anatomical structure
Molecular function (GO): oxidoreductase activity, acting on NAD(P)H, oxygen as acceptor
Source: RefSeq, a predicted model, not a curated record